Colius striatus (speckled mousebird) is the source of this 2013-nucleotide messenger RNA. RefSeq names its product G protein-coupled receptor 157 (gene GPR157). Gene Ontology annotation, biological process: cell surface receptor signaling pathway; adenylate cyclase-activating G protein-coupled receptor signaling pathway. The coding region runs from base 196 to 1203 and encodes 335 amino acids. The transcript has 5 exons. Gene Ontology annotation, cellular component: plasma membrane. Lineage: Eukaryota; Metazoa; Chordata; Aves; Coliiformes; Coliidae. Gene Ontology annotation, molecular function: G protein-coupled receptor activity. The record is from RefSeq and is a predicted model, not a curated record.
UGCGGCUCCAUCCCUUCCCUUUGCCUCCAGCCGCCCGCCCCGCCGCGCUCCUGCGGCUCCAUCCCGUCCCUUUCCCUCCAGCCGCCCGCCCGCUCCCGCAGCGCUGCCUUCGUCUUCCCUUCCCCGGCUUCUUCUCCUGCCCGCCGCUUUGUUUUGCCCGGACUGGUGCCGUGUCCUUGCGCCUCCGUCGCCGGCAUGCCCGUGCCUUUGCCCCCCACAGAGCUGUACUCCUCGGAGCGGGUCGUCGUGCUGGUCUCCUGUGUGCUUUCCUUCUUGGGUUCCAGCCUCCUGGUCUGCACUCAUGCCAUGUGGCCGGAGCUGCGGACGCGUCCCCGCCAGCUCCUGCUCUAUCUGUCGCUGGCGGACCUCCUCUCAGCCCUCUCUUACUUCUACGGGGUGCUCCAGGACUUCGACAGGACCUCGUGGGACUGCGUGCUGCAGGGUGCUCUGUCCACCUUCUCCAACACCAGCUCCUUCUUCUGGACCAUGGCCAUUGCCCUUUAUCUCUAUGUCACCAUUGUGAGGGGCUCACCCGCAGGCACAGGGCUGCUCUGCUGCUUCCACGUCGUGAGCUGGGGAGUGCCCCUUGGCAUCACAGUGGCGGCUGUUGCUCUGAAGAAGAUUGGCUAUGAUGCCUCCAACGUUUCAGUGGGCUGGUGUUGGGUCAACCUGGAUGCAGAGGAUCGGGUCUUGUGGAUGUUGUUGACUGGGAAAGUGUGGGAGAUACUGGCUUAUGUGACUUUGCCUAUGCUCUACAUCCUCAUCAAGAAGCACAUCAACAGAGCACAUGCAGCUCUCUCAGAAUACCGCCCCAUUCUCUCAAGAGCACCUGCCUGUCAGCCCCGGACAUCCAUAGCAGAUAAGAAGUUGAUUCUCAUCCCCAUCAUCUUCAUCAUCCUCCGCAUCUGGAGCACUGUCCGAUUCAUUCUGACCCUCUGUAACUCCCCUGCAGUGCAAAACUCAGUCCUGGUUGUCCUGCAUGGAGUUGGGAACACGUUCCAAGGAGGUGCCAACUGCAUUAUGUUUGUCCUCUGUACGCGGGUGGUUCGGACUCGUCUCUUCUCCUACAUUUGCUGUUGCCGCUACAACGAGUUGGAUUGGCCUUUGCAGAGAUCAGACGGCUCCUGGCAGCACCCAGAACUCCACAAAGACAAGGAUGUGCCAGGCCUUGAACAGACAAAACCUCAUCUUUCCAGCACCUGAGCCUGGUCCACAGCUCAGUGUUGAUUUCUUCUUUCUUGGUGUGGGAUCAUCCCAGAGCCUCACAGAGGGAGCUAAAGCCUGGGGAAAAGCACCACUGGAGUGGCCAAGCAUGCAGAAGAGGCCCCGCUCCUCCUCAGCCUUCAGAUACCAGCUGCUUUGGUCUUGAGCUUUGCUCAGGAGCCUCUGGAAGAUAGCUUGACUGCACUCCAACUUCACAGUUUUCUUCCCUAGUUCCCCUCUCCCUCCACUAUAAAUCUGAACAACUGUUUGGGGGUUUGCUUUUCUAUCUGAUGAAUUGAAUGUGUUUGUGAGUUCUGAGGUGGACAAAUAUCACGGUAACAGAAACUUUCCUGGCUCCUGCUUAGGGCUGUCCUGGGUGUGGAUUUUAGUCCCAGGGCGAGGUCUUCUAGGCAGCUCCAGACUGGCUCCUGUUCUUCACUUGAAUGUGGACAAUAGUGUGCAAACAUGUUUGUUUUGUGGGGGUGAUGGAUGAUUCCUCUUGAUGGUGUGUUCCUUCUCCUUGGUGGUUAGGGCUUGUCAUCAUCAGUGUUUGUGGUGGCAACAUGCUAAUUGUCUCCUGGGAAGAUCUGGACUCUACAGACUUCCUUGGUGCUCAGGGAUAUCUGGAUGUACCAGCUCAGCCUCCAGCAAGAGCCCUCACCAGCAACAGGACGGUGUCUGGCGUGUGCUCUGAGCUCCAGGUCUCCUCUAUCAAAGCACAGCCUGUUCCUCCCUUGGGAGUGUUGUAUCAGAGCUGGGGAGGGGAUGGGUUUUUGUUUGCUCUUUGGAAGCAGCAUUUUACCUCAUCUA